UAUGGAGGAGCUCCUGGAGGGCCUUCGUUCCCCGGACAAACUCAGGAUCCGCUCUAUGGUUACUUCGCUGCUGUGGCUGGACAGGAUGGACAAAUUGAUGCUGAUGAGUUGCAGAGAUGUCUAACACAGUCUGGCAUUGCUGGGGGAUACAAACCUUUUAAUCUGGAGACUUGUCGCCUUAUGGUUUCAAUGUUGGACAGAGAUAUGUCUGGCACCAUGGGAUUCAAUGAAUUUAAAGAGCUCUGGGCUGUGCUGAAUGGCUGGAGACAACACUUCAUCAGUUUUGACAGUGACAGGAGUGGAACGGUGGAUCCCCAGGAACUGCAGAAGGCUCUGACGACGAUGGGAUUCAGAUUGAACCCCCAAACUGUGAAUUCAAUUGCAAAGCGAUACAGCACCAGUGGGAAGAUCACCUUUGAUGACUACAUCGCCUGCUGUGUCAAACUGAGGGCUCUCACAGAUAGCUUUCGAAGACGGGAUUCUGCUCAACAAGGAAUGGUGAAUUUCUCAUAUGAUGAUUUCAUUCAGUGUGUCAUGACCGUCUAAGUCAAGAAGAAGUUGUCUGAAUAUACUCAACAUUCCAACUGGAGCCCAAGCUUGCUUCCUCCUGCCUUCAGUGCUGUGUGCAGAUUUCCAACAACACUCCCUGACAACUGUUGAACGGGAUUGUGACUUUAUAUACAACCGAAGCUUCAUUUUUAAUUUUGAUAAUAAAUCCCUGAGGUUCAAUUAAUAUAAGAACAAGUGUGUUGUACCAGCCAGAACCUCCUUGAGCCACUAUUAACCAGGCCUUAUUUUCCUGCUGUCUUUUAUAUAAACUUAAGUAUGCAGAGAGUUUAAAGCAUAUUGUAUAUUUUCUUGUGACAUGAAAUCUUUUCAUCAGAUUUAGCUGUUGUCCUUUCUUGCCCUGGAGAAUGUGGUUGUGUUUUGUGUGAGAUAUUCUUAUAUAAGUGAUGUGGGUCCACAGGGUGCAAAACAAACCAGUGCACAAGGUAAUAUACACACUAGAAAGAAGUGCCAGCUCCAGGACUCACCGGGCUUAAAAGCCUUGGUUGGACAGAGGUAUUGAAUGACUGUCUUCCUCUUUAGAAACCAAUAGAUAAUUUGUCACAACAUCCUCCUCUGUCAUCUAUCCAAACUGUUGUUAAUUAUACCUAAAAGUCUUCUAUAUUAUAAGCUUAAAAUUCACAGGAAAAGACUAAAAAGGGAGAUAAGAAUAUAUUAACUGUUUAUCUUUGACUGAUGGGAUUCUAGAUGACUUUAAUUUCCUUUACAUGUAUUUCCAUAUCUCACAAAAUUUUAUAAUGUGUAUGCUUCCAUCUUAAAACCAGAUGUUGGGGGCAGAGAGACAGCUCAGCAGUUAAGAGCAUGUACUGCUCUUGCAGAGGACUCAAGUUCCCAGCGCCCAUGUUGGGUGACUUAAGCACUGCCUCUGGCCUCCACAGGCACCUGCACUUGGAUGCACAUACCCUGGAACAGAUGUGUAUGCACAAUCAUAACUAAAAGUAAUAAGAAUAAGAAAACCAGACAGAAUCAUUCUUAAAACAUUGUUGAAAUCCAUUUUUAAAUGUCAUGUGUUAAUGUACUUAAACAUGCACAAGAAAGGAAUUUAAAUGAAUGAGUCAAUUGUUGAUCUGGCUUAAAACACUGGGAGUAGGAUCUCUCUUCCCACUAAAUUUCCAAGUGUUCUACAAUCAGGUUACACACACACACACACACACACACACACACACACACACACACGCACACACACGCACACACGCGCGCGCAUGUAAUUUUUUUUUCAAAUGUUUGAAUAAUUGGCUUGCUGGCAAUGCCUUGCUAUGUAUGUGGCUUGGUCAUUUUAUGUAAGGACAAGACACCCAGUGUUGCCACCUUUGAAGAGAAUUCUUAUCCCAUGGGGUAGUUCUGAGUAUGCAGAAGUGUGUUGAUAGAAAGAGCAUCUGCCGUAUUUGUUUCUUACAGUUAGCUAAAAAUGAUAAGAUUCUCGCUAGCAAUGCAUCUGUCUUGUCAGGAACAAUGUGAACGUGACCAAGUGAAUGAUUAACUCUCAACAGGUGAAAUAAACAUUUCAUAAGCCUCUCCA
This is a messenger RNA of Cricetulus griseus (Chinese hamster), 2086 nucleotides long. Lineage: Eukaryota; Metazoa; Chordata; Mammalia; Rodentia; Cricetidae. The record is from RefSeq and is a predicted model, not a curated record.